CUUGUUUAGACAUGAAAAAAAAAACAAAAAAAAACAGUAGAAAAUCGACUAUUGAUGAUCCACGAGCCCGAAAAUAUCCUGGGAUGGACAGAGCGGAGCCGGAUUGUCCUUCGAUCAGCAUGCCAUCAUGCUGCCGCUUCCCAACAGACGGCCCCAGUCAAAUUCUGGUUCCAAUCAUUUGGGGGUGUCAAGGCUAUGAUGGAAUAUCUGAACAACGCACGCACAAAUUCCAGAGCGAUUGUCCUGGUGCACAUGAUGACGGACAACACCGAAAGCAGCCAGGGAUCGAUGAGGGACGAUAACUUUGCCAUUAACAAGCAGAUCAAUUGUCACGGAAGGAAGAUGAACAUCCGGUGGACCCCAAAAAUUUGGUUCUGCCUUUUCCACCGAUACUGGAAGUGUCCACCAAGUCCCACAGGUUAUUACGGUUACUGUAAACCGAUGUGACUGCAAAGAUGACUUUUCUCAGCAGGAAAAACCUAACUAAAUGGAAUCAAAAUUCCAGGUUUGUCAUUGCCGCCAAACCUCACUGGCAGAAAAAAAGUGCGGACGCGUACCGUUCCUGGCCGAAGGAGUUCCUGCUUCCGGAGGAGAUGCGCUGGACAACACCACAGACUAGCAUUCUACGGCGCAGAACGGUUUGCAUGCAGUAACCAGCAGUGCCAGAAGGAAUUAGUGAAAAAUAAAUGAAUAAAUUAAGUUACAAAGUGUUCUAGUUUAUAAAUUCUGAAAAUCCUUA
This is a messenger RNA of Uranotaenia lowii, 739 nucleotides long. RefSeq lists its product as uncharacterized. The transcript has 4 exons. Lineage: Eukaryota; Metazoa; Arthropoda; Insecta; Diptera; Culicidae. Bases 55 to 447 code for a protein of 130 amino acids. The record is from RefSeq and is a predicted model, not a curated record.